This is a messenger RNA of Aphanomyces astaci, 747 nucleotides long. RefSeq lists its product as hypothetical. Lineage: Eukaryota; Oomycota; Saprolegniomycetes; Saprolegniales; Verrucalvaceae. Bases 41 to 661 code for a protein of 206 amino acids. The transcript is spliced from 5 exons. The record is from RefSeq and is a predicted model, not a curated record. Gene Ontology annotation, biological process: protein folding. Gene Ontology annotation, cellular component: cytoplasm.
GCGACUGGGAGUUCAAACUUGAAUUGCGCCGACGAACAAGAUGAACCGCGGAAGUAAGCUGUAUGUGGGCACGGGCGAGACGACGGAAUGGGAAGACAUCCUGAUCAAGAAGGGCAUCAUUGCACCCAAGACCAAGGUGACCGAGGAAGAAGACUACGAAAGCGAAGACGACGUCGAUCCCCGCGAGGACGCGACACUGGACGAGCUCGAUGAAAUGGAGGACGAGUACGAUGAAGACCAAGCGCUGCAACGCAUUCGGGACAAGCGCAUUGCCGAGAUGAAGGCACAAAUGGCGCGCAACGUGUUCGGCGACAUUCAGCCCAUUUCCAAGGACGAAUGGACCCGUGAAGUCACGGAAGCGAGCAAGGGUAGCUGGGUCGUCGCAUACCUGUGGGAGAACAGCGUCGAAGCAUGCAAAUUGAUGGACCAAAUCCUGCGUGUGAUCGCCGGUCGUCACCGUGACGUCAAGUUCGUGUCGAUCCAGUCCCAAGUGUGUGUCGAGAACUGGCCCCUUCGCAACUUGCCGACGUUGUUCAUCUACAAGGACGGGAACCUCGCGACGCAGAUGCUCACGUUGAGCAAGCUCAAAGGCCUCAACACCCGCGUCGAAGAUGUCGAAGAGUACUUGGCAGAACAGGGCGUGUUCAAUGGAUCGGCAUAAUGUCUGCAUAAAUGUACGACAAGUGUGAAUUCAAAUAGGCAUCAAUAUGCCUAAACUAGCAGGCUUCCGACUUAAAUUAGGCACAA